Culex quinquefasciatus (southern house mosquito) is the source of this 1080-nucleotide messenger RNA. RefSeq names its product nucleolin. The transcript has 2 exons. The coding region runs from base 165 to 974 and encodes 269 amino acids. Gene Ontology annotation, molecular function: RNA binding. Lineage: Eukaryota; Metazoa; Arthropoda; Insecta; Diptera; Culicidae. The record is from RefSeq and is a predicted model, not a curated record. Gene Ontology annotation, biological process: mRNA processing. Gene Ontology annotation, cellular component: nucleus.
GCCGGUGUGUAGAGUUUCUGCGGUAGGUAAACAGAAAACAAAACCGCGUGUUUUUGAGCAGCUUCCACACAACUGUCAAAAUCGUUUCAAGUUCGUGCGUUUACGGUCGAUAAAACACGUGCUGAACCCCCAUCAAAUUGGCACCGCAUCAACCCACAAAGAAAAUGGCCGUCAAGAGCAAGGGAAAGAAGCCGGCGGCGGCAAAACCCGCCCAGCAGAAGCAAAAACCAGUCAAGAAGGAACGUCCGGAGCCUAAGGCCGUCGAGGAGGAGGAGGACGAGUCCGAGGAGGAGCCAUCCUUCACCGCGCCCAAGGCCGGCAAGCUGCUCAAGGUGAAGCCUGAACCGGAAGACAGUGACGAUGACGAUGAGGAGGAGGACGAGGAUGAUGAUGAAGAAGACGACGAGAUGGAAGAGGACGAUUCCGAGGAGGAGGAGGAGGAAGCUGACGAGGAGAUGCCAGCGGAAGCACCCAAAAAGGCGGUGAAGCGCAAGGCGGAAGUCAAAAAGGAACCUGCAGCAGCCAAGGGUGGUGACGACGACGACGAGGGACUCCACAACACCGUAUUUGUAAGCCACAUUUUCAACGUCAAGAACGACGUUCUGACGGAAUACUUCGCCAAAGCGGGCGAAAUUCAUUCGAUCCGGAACCUCGCGAGGAAAGGUUACGCCUUCAUCAGGUUCAACGAGGCCGCAUCGGUCGAGAAGGCGCUGGCCAUGGACGGACAGGACUGGAACGGCAAGAACAUUAUCGUUCAGGCUGCCAAAUCGAAAAAGUCCGACGCGAAAAAGAGGAAAAAUGAGGAAAAGCAGGCAGGGCCAAAGGCGAAGAAGGCCAAGGCCGGUGGCAAGAUCGUCAGCUUGAAGACGGCCGGACCCAAGCAGAAGGGCGGCAAGCCCAAAACGCCGCAGCAGUCGAACCCCAACAAAAAGAAGAACAAACCCAAACCGGGCGCGUUUGUGAAAGCUACCUAAAUUAAGUCUUAAGCAAAAUCUUGUUGUAUAAUCGUAUAUUAUAUUACAGAGCUAAGAACAUCUAUCCAACUACAAUAAAUAUAUGCGUAAAAAUAACAAACAAAAA